This is a messenger RNA of Hibiscus syriacus, 958 nucleotides long. RefSeq lists its product as uncharacterized. The record is from RefSeq and is a predicted model, not a curated record. The coding region runs from base 222 to 917 and encodes 231 amino acids. The transcript has a single exon. NCBI's taxonomy places the organism in Eukaryota, Viridiplantae, Streptophyta, Magnoliopsida, Malvales, Malvaceae.
AAGAUGAAGAGUCCCCCUCACUAGCUUUUCUACUUCCACACAUCACAAUCUCUUACCGUUUCUGUUUUCCAUGAUUCUGCCCCCAGACAUUUUCCGAGAAAAAACCUCAUCAUUUUCUCAUCCCUAAAACCACAAACAAAAUCCUUUCUUUUCUCCUUCCCCCACAAUUCCUCAGUUGACUCCUUUGUUAUGUAAACAUCAGCUGAAACAGUAAAUCGCCCAUGAUUGCUCCAACUAAGCUUGCAAUAGUUCUCAUCGUCAUCUUCGCAACAAUUCUUUUAGCACUUUUCCUAGAACUUGUUUACGUUCUUUGGCGUAAACGAAGCUUCUGUCAGCGCAGCGUCAUCAGCGGAGGCGCGCGUUCCAUUGACUCCGAGUUUCCGGGUUCACCUUUCUACGCUACUCCCUCUAAGGAUCUUCUCUAUUUCUUCUGCUGGAAAAACCAGCAUGCUCGGGUGGAGCCCUCCUCUGGGGUGGUUUCCCAGACGCCGACGGAGGCAGCUACGGCGCCGGAAUCGGUGGGAGACGCGACAGAGGACGAUGACAACGAACUGGCGGCGUUGUACGGGCAGUCGAGGAUCUUGUAUACGAUAAAAGAAGAGGAACGAGAAGGAAACGACAGCGUCGAGAAUUCCGCUGAUCAGAGUGAAGCGAGAAACGAGAAGCGGGCUUGUCUGAGGUACUGUUUAUCGGGUGGGGCCGAAUUGUUGGGUGACGUGGUGGUUGCAGUUGACUCGGAGACUCCGUUUUCGACGCCAUGCGCAUCGCCGCCUUACUUCACUCCGUCGCCUUCUCCAGAUCGUGAUCUUGAUUCCGGGCUUUUGAUAUUUUCACCGGAAACCGAGGACGUAACCUCGCCGGGAGACGUAUUGUCAGAUAAAGAAGUGGGGUUCGUGAGUUUAAGAAUUGUAGUGUAAAAAUUAGUCAUAUUUAGCAUGUCAUCAAAGUAUAUUUUUAA